AUGAACCCUCGUCAAGCAUCCCUUAGGUCUAGUAAUCGCGCAUCUGGAUCCACAUCCAAGCGGCCCUUACCCGAUGACACCGGAGAUCGCAAAAGAAAAUCACAACCACGGAAGAGAUCCAAGAAGCCGGCUCAAGCACAAGCGCCUCACACCAGUGAACCCGAUAUCCUCCCGACCUAUGAAGUGUUAUGGAAAUCAUCGGAGGCUUCAGCUUACCAUCGAGCGCUUCUCUUGAAGCAAAGCCAGAAACGAGAACUAAGUGACCUCGACCAAUCCCUCUCAAAGACACCCUUCUCGAGAUCUGAAGAAGAGCAAUCCGAAGACGCAAAAGAAAGGCUGCUGAGAGUCCUGCGAUGGAAGUUGCUUCGAGGUCGCUUCCGGGCCACUCUGCCUGCUCUGGUUUCUCAGAACUCGACUGAAGACGUCGAAAGGGUGGUCAAGAACGCCCUGGAACAGCUGGGCAGUUGUCAGACUAUCGAUCAGCUCUUGCACUCCGGUGCUCUCGCCACAAUGUGUGAGCUCAGAGGGAUCGGGCCAGCCACGGCAGCCGCAUUCCUAUCAUUCGAAGCGCCGAGUCUGAUUGCCGUCUUCUCGGACGAAGCGGCCUCGUUCUUCGAAAACAGGCUGGGCCUGAUCAAGUACACCCUUCCGUUCUACACAAGCUUUGUGGAGUGCAUGCAAGCGAAGCUUCAGGAGCUCGCCAAACUGGACGGUAGUUGGGACUUGCGUCGGCUGGAAAGGGCAUUGUGGACCCAUCAAGUGCUCAGAAAGCUUCUCACCGACCAGGAAUGGACGCAGUUCAUCCACAUCUCAGAUCUCCAGCCCGAGCCAUCCAACAGCACGGCUUGA
Puccinia graminis f. sp. tritici CRL 75-36-700-3 is the source of this 849-nucleotide messenger RNA. RefSeq lists its product as uncharacterized. NCBI's taxonomy places the organism in Eukaryota, Fungi, Basidiomycota, Pucciniomycetes, Pucciniales, Pucciniaceae. The coding region runs from base 1 to 849 and encodes 282 amino acids. The record is from RefSeq and is a predicted model, not a curated record. The transcript has 2 exons.